CUCCAUACAGAAAUAAUGGAAGACCUGAAGCCCACGUCAGUCAACUCAUCUCCUCUAACCCCCUUGGGAUUUCUGGAAAGAGCAGCCACCGUUUACGGCGACUGCCCCUCCGUUGUCUACGAAGACACCACCUACACGUGGACGCAGACCCACCGUCGCUGUCUCCGCGUCGCUUCCUCCAUAUCAUCCCUUGGCAUCGACAGAGGCCACGUGGUGUCUGUCCUCUCCCCAAACGUCCCCGCCAUGUACGAGCUACACUUCGCCGUGCCCAUGUCCGGCGCCAUCCUCAACACCAUCAACAUCCGCCUCGACACCCGCACCGUCUCCCUACUCCUGCGCCACAGCGAAUCAAAACUAGUCUUCGUCGACUACGAAUUGCAAUCCCUAAUCCUUGAAGCCAUCUCUCUCUUCCCGCCAAACACCCCCUCCCCUAGACUCGUCCUCAUCGCCAACGAUUCCGGCGAGCCGUCACGCGCAGCACAACUCGACCACUUCCUCUGCACGUACGAGAACCUCGUGGAGACAGGCGACGAGGGGUUCGAGUGGGUCCCGCCGUCGAACGAGUGGGACCCGAUAACGCUGAAUUACACGUCGGGUACCACAUCGUCUCCCAAGGGAGUAGUUCACUGCCACAGAGGCGCUUUCAUCAUCACCGUCGAUUCCCUGAUCGACUGGGGCGUACCCAAACAACCCGUGUACCUGUGGACCCUACCAAUGUUCCACUCUAACGGGUGGAACUUUCCAUACGGGAUGGCAGCCGUCGGUGGGACGAACAUCUGUGUUCGUAAGUUCGACGGCCAAAUCAUCUACGCCUUGAUCAAACGAUACCGUGUCACCCACAUGUGCGGUGCGCCCGUGGUGCUGAACAUGCUCACAAACGUCCGGUCCGGAACCGAGAAACUCGAGUACCCGGUACACAUCCUAACCGGCGGAGCGCCGCCGCCGGCACAGGUUCUCAUCCGGACCGAGUCCAUGGGUUUCGUGGUGAGUCACGGGUACGGGCUGACCGAAACGGCGGGGGUGGUGGUGUCGUGCGCGUGGAAGGGGAAGUGGAAUUUGUUGCCGGCGACGGAGAGAGCGAGGCUGAAGUCGAGGCAAGGAGUGAGGACGGUCGGAAUGACCCGAGUCGACGUGGUUGACCCGGACUCGGGACUCAGCGUAAAACACGACGGAAUGUCAAUCGGCGAGAUCGUUCUGAGAGGCGGGUGCGUGAUGCUCGGGUAUCUGAAGGACCCAUCGGGAACGGCCAAGUGCAUGAAAGACGGGUGGUUUUAUACUGGUGACGUGGGGGUAAUUCAUCCCGAUGGCUAUUUGGAAAUCAAGGACAGAUCCAAGGACGUUAUUAUAAGCGGGGGCGAGAACCUGAGCAGCGUGGAGGUGGAGUCAGUGCUGUAUGCGAACCCGGCUGUCGACGAGGCGGCGGUUGUGGCGAGGCCUGACGAGUUUUGGGGGGAGACGCCGUGCGCGUUUGUGAGCUUGAAGAGUGAUGUGACGGCGAAGCCGACCGAGAAUGAGAUCAUGGAGUAUUGCAGGAAGAAGCUGCCGAAAUACAUGGUGCCAAAAACGGUGGUGUUUAAGGACGAGCUUCCCAAGACUUCGACCGGGAAGAUUCAGAAGUUUGUGCUCAGACAGAUGGCUAAGGGUUUGGGUUCGUCGAGGCUGAGUCGGAUGUAAUUUUAAAUAUCAAUCAAAUAAUUAAAUAAUGAUUGCAUUGUCAAAUUUCAGCCCAUUUAUGAUGUUCAUGUAUGUGAUUUUUCUGGGCAGUGGUGAUGAUCAAUGUUUGCUCGCGACACUGCGUAGUGGAAGUGGCAUUUCAUUAUGAAUGUAUACGUUUCAUUGGACAGUGCCUUUUUAAGCAUAUUUCAAAAAUUAUUCGAGUGGAAUUUAUGUAGAAAA
Pyrus x bretschneideri (Chinese white pear) is the source of this 1896-nucleotide messenger RNA. RefSeq names its product 2-methylpropanoate--CoA ligase CCL4-like. Lineage: Eukaryota; Viridiplantae; Streptophyta; Magnoliopsida; Rosales; Rosaceae. The transcript has a single exon. The record is from RefSeq and is a predicted model, not a curated record. Bases 16 to 1674 code for a protein of 552 amino acids.